Molecule: messenger RNA, 7868 nt
Organism: Triplophysa dalaica
Lineage: Eukaryota; Metazoa; Chordata; Actinopteri; Cypriniformes; Nemacheilidae
Gene: myt1lb
Product: myelin transcription factor 1-like, b
Exons: 21
Coding region: 553-3897 (1114 amino acids)
Biological process (GO): regulation of transcription by RNA polymerase II
Cellular component (GO): nucleus
Molecular function (GO): zinc ion binding; DNA-binding transcription factor activity, RNA polymerase II-specific; RNA polymerase II cis-regulatory region sequence-specific DNA binding
Source: RefSeq, a predicted model, not a curated record
AUGUGAGCGUCACGCUGAGGUUAAGAGCGUGAAGAGACUCACAAACCGCGAUUUUUUUCAUCCACGCUGUCUUCAGUACGUCGGCCGCAACCUCGCAUCCCUUUGCUCCGCCUCAUUGGUGCUACCCCAUCUCAUGCCUUCCUUUUUUCAUCUCUCUCUCUCUCUCUCUCUCUCUCUCUCUCUCUCUCUCUCUCUUUCGCUCGCUCGCUCGCUGUCUUUCUCAGCUCCAGGCCCAUUGGUCGCUGCUUUCAACCAUUAUCUCCUUCUCUGGCUGUCUGUGCGUUUCUCUCCUUCUUUCCCGCGCGCCGUCUUCCUUUAACCCGCGAAGAAUGAUUGGCAUACAGGAGACCAGAGGAACUUGCCAGCGCGAGUGAGGAAGAGAGAUAAAGAGCGAGGGAACGAGGAAAAUACAACCAGGAGACAGAACAAAAAGUUGAGAGACUGAAAAUGAAAUCUGAGGAGGUAUAGUGACCCCUUAUCAGUCAUCUCCCAUAGAGGGGUGUGGAGUAAACAUAGAGAACCAAAGAGCAAUUAAACCUGCAAUUACAUCAGAUGGAGGUGGAUGUAGCAGAUGAGAAGCGUCAUUGCACACGCUCAAAAGUACCCUUGGAGCCAGCAAUACAGGAGUUGUUCAGUGUGUAUGGCUGUCCUGUAGCCAAGAAGAGGAAACCCCUGGAGAGUCAUGCCCUGCAGCUGUCGCCCAAGAGAAAGGUCUUUCUAACCGUCGUAGAUCAGCAGUCCGUGGAGAAACGCUACAACAAAAUGGAGGAAAUGGAUGAAAAAGAGGAGGAAGAAGAAGAAGAGGAAAGAGAAGAAGAUGAGGAAGAGGAAGGGGAAGGGGAGGAGGAGUUCACAGACAAUGAGGACCAAUAUGAGAAUGAUGAGGUGGAAGUGAUUAAUGGAGAAGAGGAAGAGGUGGAAGAGGAAGACGAGGAAGUAGUGGACGAAGAUGAGGAGGAAGAUGAAUCAGAGAGAGAGGUAGCGGAGGAGGAAGAAGAGGAGGAAGUCGUGGAAGACGAGGAAGAAUACGAGGAGCCAAUUCAUGAAUUAGAGAGUUAUGAAACUAAUCGUGGUAAACCGAUCCCUGCCAUGGAGAAAGAUGACAACAACAAUGACGAAUAUGAAAACUACGAUGAACUGGUGGCCAAAUCUCUGCUGAACCUCGGUAAGAUUGCCGAAGAUGCUGCUUACCGGGCUAUGACUGAGUCAGAGAUGAACAGCAACUCCUCGAACAGUGCCGAAGAGGAAGACUAUGAAGAUGAAGACGACGAAGAAGAGGAUGAAGAUUAUUAUGAAGAGGAGGACGAAGAAGGUGGGGAGGGGUUGAGGAAGAGCGAACUGAGUCUAGACGUCAACAGUGAUGUAGUUCGAGAGACGGUGGACUCUCUUAAGCUCCUGGCGCAGGGUCACGGAGUUACGCUUAUAGAAAACCUCGACGGUAGGGACUAUCAGGACAGCGGAGAGGAGAACAACCGAAAUGGACUCACUGGAAACAUGAGACCCAACACUAAUGGUCAGAUGGCGGAUAAGAGCGAUGAGGAAGUUUGUCUGAGCAGUCUGGAGUGUCUUCGCAACCAGUGCUUCGACUUGGCGCGCAAGUUAAGCGAGACCAAGCCGACCGAUCGUCUCAACAACAGUCAUCAGAUUCAUCAGGAGGACCAACAACAGAACCCUGAGGAACGCCGCAUCCUAGAGCGCAACUACUCGGACAUGGUUAAUCUGAUGAAGCUUGAGGAGCAGCUCAGCCCUCGCUCCAAGACUUUCUCCAGCUGUGCCGAAGAGCACAAGAACUUUCAGGACUGCGAUGAAGACACCACGUCCAUAGCGUCGGACCGCUCGGAUGAAGGGUUUGACAUGACUAAGGGUAACUUGUCGCUUCUGGAGAAGGCCAUAGCGCUGGAAACCGAGCGGACCAAGGCCAUGCGGGAGAAGAUGGCCUCGGAGGCGGCCAGGAGACACAGACUGCAUUUACAUGAGGACGGCUUACGGCACAGCUGCGCGGAGGAACGCAAGGCUCGUCUGCACCAUGAUGGAUUAAAGAAGACCUUCUACCUUAAAGAUUCGUCAAGGUCAGGGAAGAAAGAAAGUCGGUGCCCAACGCCUGGCUGUGACGGCACGGGUCACGUGACUGGCUUGUACCCUCACCAUCGCAGCCUGUCUGGAUGCCCUCAUAAAGAUAGAGUCCCACCGGAGAUUCUUGCAAUGUAUGAAAAUGUUCUUAAGUGCCCCACGCCUGGCUGCACGGGCCGGGGUCACGUCAACAGCAACCGGAACUCUCACAGGAGCUUGUCAGGCUGCCCGAUAGCAGCUGCGGAGAAACUGGCCAAAGCCCAUGAGAAACACCAGACCUGUGACGGAACCAAAUCCAGCCAGGGUUCAGACCGGGUCCUCAGGCCCAUGUGUUUUGUAAAACAGUUGGAGAUUCCACAGUACGGUUAUAAGAAUAAUGUCCCUACGACAACUCCACGCUCUAAUCUGGCCAAAGAGCUGGAGAAAUACUCCAAAACCAACUUCGACUACAACAACUUUGACAACAAUAACGUCUUCAACAAACGGCACACGGCUGCACCCAAACUCCACGGGCGAGACAUGCUGCCUAAAAGUGAUGAUGUCAAGCGCUACUGCAAGAGCUCCAGCUCGGCGAGCAGCACCACCAGCAGCUACGGGCCCUGCAGCAGCGCCGGCAGUCUGUGCUGCGGAGGGGGAGGAGCCGGGGGUGGGGCCAGAGGCGGAGAGAGCAGCGCCAGCAGCACCUGCAGCAAGAGCAGUUUCGACUACACCCACGACAUGGAGGCGGCACACAUGGCAGCCACCGCCAUCCUCAACCUGUCCACCCGCUGCAGGGAGAUGCCACAGAGUCUGAGUGGCAAACCCCUGGAAAUCUGCACGCAGUCUGAUGAUCUGGAUCCCUUCCAUGACAUUUUAGAAGACAGUGCGUACACAUCAGAUGUCAAUAUUCCCAGUCCCAAGCUGAAAUUUCCACCUUGCAAAGAAAGCAAGAAGGAUCUGAUAACCCUUUCAGGUUGUCCUUUAGCAGAUAAAAGCAUUCGGAGUAUGAUGGCCACCAACUCACAAGAACUCAAGUGCUUGACCCCGGGCUGUGACGGCUCGGGACAUAUCACUGGCAACUACGCUUCACACAGAAGUUUGUCAGGAUGUCCACGGGCGCGAAAGAGCGGAAUAAAGAUACCACACAGCAAAGAGGACAAAGAAGACCAAGAGCCAAUCAGGUGUCCAGUGCCCGGCUGCGACGGCCAGGGACACAUAACAGGGAAAUACGCGUCACACCGCAGUGCGUCAGGCUGCCCUUUAGCAGCCAAACGACAGAAAGACGGAUAUAUCAGUGGCUCCCAGUUUACGUGGAAAGCUGGUAAAGCAGACGGGAUGUCGUGUCCCACUCCAGGAUGUGAUGGAUCCGGACAUGUCAGUGGCAGUUUCCUCACCCACAGAAGUCUCUCUGGUUGUCCACGAGCCACAGCGGCCAUGAAGAAAGCAAGACUGUCAAGAGUGGAGAUGCUCACAAUUAAACAGCAGUCAAGCAACGGUUUAGACAGUGAUACAGAUGUUAAACAGCUGGAAGAAGAUAUUACAGAUUUAAAUGAAUCGAAUUCACAGGUGGAGGCGGAUAUGAUCAAACUUAGAACACAGAUUACCACAAUGGAGUCGAAUAUGAAGUCCAUAGAGGAAGAAAACAAGAAAUCAUCACUUCACAAAGAUGCCAUUAGAAAUAACAGCUGUUUACAGCUGCAUCAGAGAGAGCCAAUGAGUGAAGAGAACUUUGAUGCGUAUGUCACCACAUUAACGGACAUGUACUCAAAUCAAGAGCAGUAUCAGUGCCCGGAGAACAAAGCCCUUCUGGAAAACAUCAAACAAGCAGUACAAGGCAUUCAAGUGUAGCUCCUCCGCUAAUGAACGGCGCUUUUCUAAACUGAAGGAAUACAGGGGACAAAAGACAUUUCCAGAAAAAAAAACAUGGGAUGCCUCAUGCUGUGUGUCAGUGUUAAAUGCAUAAGUCCUUGAGAAAAGUGUUAUUCUGACUAAACAUCGUUUUCUUUGGACCUUUCUUUUUGGCCUUGCUUAAAAAAAUACCGAUCGGCAGAAUAGUUUUUUGAAAAUAUUCUCAUUUUGUACGGUUUUCAUAUGGAUUUACGUAUUGUGAAGUGAAUCUUUCUUGCUGCUCAUUAAUGCACCUUUCAGUGUAUAUUUCUGAAAAGUAAUGCAACCAUUACUGAAUAUACAUUCUUUUUCAUGCUUGCUCAGAGAGGAUUGCAGACUGUAGUGAGAGGUGUGUGGUUUUUUGUUACUUUACGCUAUACUUAUAACAAAAUAUGAUGCUAAAUACAAAAUACAGCGAUUCUUAAUCCAGGUUCUAGGGACCCAGAGCGCUGAACAUUUAGGGCCAGUUUAGAUUACAAGCGACUUGUCACUGCAAGUCGCCAGCGGUUGGCGUUUAGGUCACUAGUGGGCGUUCCCACUAAUGGUGACGCUCACUGCAGGAGCUGAGAGAAGAAGAAUCAUGUUAGCAAUCAUCUUCACUCCUAUUGGUUGUCGCUCCCAAAAGUCGCUUUUAAUUUGCAUUAAGUUAAACAUUUCUCAAUUUUGUCGCUAGACUUGCCCCAUCCCGUUGCCAAUGGUUUCUACUGCUUGUAUCGCCGGAAGUUGCCAGCUCUCUAUUGAAAUGAAUGGGAUCAUGUCGCUUGUAGUCUGAACGGGGCAUUAGCAUUUUGUGACACCUCCAGGGUGUGAGCCAGGGCAGUAAACAGCCCUUAGUACUAGUCAGGAGUACAAAUGAAACCAUAAAUGACCACAAAGGGAUCAUGGGUUUGCUACAGUAACCGUAGUUUAACAUUGGUAUUAGUACAGCAGUAAAUCAUGGUUAUACAAAUGGUACAACACUAUAAACUUUUACUUAUUUACUUAAUUCUUCCAGUGCACUGAAACAUUCCCUUCCCUUAAAUUCCAAAAAUGUAGAGCAAGAAACAGGAAUCAUGCAUGAAAUUUGAGAGGUCAAACAUCAAGAAACAAUCAAAAGAAACAUACGAUUAAACACACAUAAUAAUCAUUUAAAAUGUAAAAUAUUUGUUUUGCCUGGUGGUAUAUAGAUUUUGAUUGGCUGUCAACAUUUUAUCAAUCAUCAACUGGAAAAACAUCAGAAUUUUGAUCAAAAGAGACUUUCAGAAUGUGCAGUGUUAUGGGUCCCCAAGAUCAGGAUUAAGAACCACUGCUACAUCAGUUUAACUUUAAGUUUAAGAGUCACCUGUGAGUAAACCAUUCGAAGGUUGAUUUGCCAUAUAUUUUUACAUUCAUUACAUUUACAAAACAUUGCUCUGUUUGUUUGAGCGGCCCAACCAGCCAGACGCAGCGAGGCUAAUGGUGAGAUCAUUCGGGAGAGCAUUUCAAUAAUCUGCUUGAAAAUUAUUGUCGCAUUACACACAUCACCUAACCAUUGCAAGAAUUCAAAGAAGUAGCUAUUUUAUAAAAACAAUGUUUUCUGCUCCUUGAAAAAAUAAUGUGUUUUUAUUAACAGCAUUAAAUGUAACAAAAAAUGUUAUGAAGAGCAAUGAUCAUGGACUCCCUAUAGAAGUGUUUAAUGGGCUAGUUGCACGAGAUAGGGCCGGUGAGCUUUUGCGACGCCUGGGUCGGCAAACUGAUUGAGUGGCUCAGAGACGACGUAUUGUUGUAGGCUAACCCGGAAAUAAGUGCUACGCUGGUUCCCUCGACCGAGAGCCUAUUUAUUUUUCCCAUAGACUUUAGGAAGAUCUCAAAGAAUAAGUUCUGUGAUUAACAAAGGUUUAUGAUGUUUACAAGUUUUGACUAUCAAGAUAAUCUUUACAAAUUAACCCAAAAUGUGUUGCUUUUGAAGCCGAAAUACAAUCGACAAAAGUAAAAAGCCAACAUCAUGCUAUAAACAGACUACACUUAAGGUCGCUCGAUAUCGACGUCACCACCAACAAGCCUCCGACAACUUCAAACUUUAUUCCGUGAAUGAAUCCACAUCUUCUUUUUCAAGAGAUUUGUGCCAAUGUUGCAUUAUUUGUGAGCUUUAUAUGACGUCUAACGUCCCCGCCACAGAAAGUAGUCGCUUAUAGCAACAUGUUAUCAACAGCCGUUUUUAAGACUCGAUAGGGCUUUACAAAUCACAAACCGGUUAUAAUUGGUGUGUUUUAUGUCAUAAAAUAAAACUAAAAAUUAAAAUAUUAAGACGCUUUCUCGCUUCCGGGUUUUGCAUACAAAAUACUUCAUGUCUUUUGGCUCAGCAAUGUAAAGAGGAUCUGUCAUAUCGCUUAUAUAUUACUUCCUUCAUUUUUAUGUAAAAAACACCCAUAUUUGCCUGCCAAAAUCCACAUUUUCCCAUACAGUGUUAUACUACCAGUCUGCCGAUUCUUGCGUCCCAAAAGAUUGCGCAAAGAGUCAAUUUUAAACAUCACAGAGAAGGACAUUCAACAGUGUAAAUCCUGUUUCUAACAAUCAAGAAAAUGUUUGUUUAUUUGACGGAAAAGCAUUGUCAUUGAAUCUGCAUUAAUGUAAUGGCAAUAGCUCUCUUAAUCACUCUAUACAUUACCUUCAAAUGCAGUUUUAUUUGGUACCUGCUUAACAGUAAUCAGAAUCAGUCUCAGCAAUAUAUGACUCAACCAUGUGUGUAAAAAAAGAGAUGCACUCUACGUGGUGGACAGCAGUUUGGGUAUAUGCAAUUUCGUGUUUGUAAACAGUGGAAGCUACAGAAACUUUUUACUCUAUGUAAAUGAUUGAUUUUUAUAGAAAUCUUUUAAUACAAAUGUUUUAAAAGAAAGAAAACACAGACUUUAAGUUGAGAGAGUUUCAUUGUGUUCCGUAUAGCGCUGCACAGGGACGCUUAUGGUGUUUGUAUGGAAACAGAAGGGAUCUGUUAAGAAUAUAAAGACAAUGACAGCAGGACCUACAGGGUUUUUGUCCCCCACUUUUGUGCCAGAAGACAAUUUGCACUUGUCCGAGAGAUUUAUCCAACCUUUGCUUGAUGUGCAAUCUUCAGGUGUCUCUUUGGCACACGUUUCGAAGCGUAAUGACGGACGUUCAGCAGUUUCAGGAGAGAUUACAGGGAUUUGACAGGACAAUAUCUUUCGUGUGAAUUUUUAAAAUAUGAUGCUAGUUCAUUUUAGUAUGCUCUAUAUCAUAACAAAAUAAUCCCCAGCAGCACUUUAUGUCUAAUCACUGUACAGUCAUGUAAGAGUAGUCAAUCAAAAAUAAAGAGUUUAAGUGAAUGCGGAAAAAUCUCCCGAUAAGUCUGAAGAAGGGUUUGGGGUUGUUGCCGAAAUACGCGCCCCUGACUUCCAUUGUACUAAUAACUGUAGAAACUUUGUGAAUACCUUAUUGAGAGCUAAUGCGAAGGUGCUUGACUUUCACCGGAUCUAAUCUGUCCUUUAUAGGGCCCCAUUAUUCAUGACUGCACAGAAUCGCUCAGAACCGCUUUUUGCCGAUAUAGUUAUGCUUUCAAAGAAGAAUUAGAUAGUAUCGGUUUCUAAUAAAUGGUCAUCAUCUAAGUCAUGGAAACGGAAAUUGAAGCACAAAUAUUCAGCAUAUUUACUGUUGGUGCAUAAUAUUGUUUUUAAAAAUGUAUAUCUGUGACGAAUUACCCAAGGUAACAAAAGAUGUCACGUGUUAUAAUGCCGAAUUUUCAUAUAAAUUAUUGUAAAUUCAUGAGUUCAUCUGAAAUUCUUCAUUUCGAGUGAACUGUUUAAUCAUCAAUGAAGAGAAGAUUUUGUAUGAACUAUCGUGCUCGGUGUGGAACUGGAGUUUGAUUUAUUUUUGUACGACACAGCAUGAAUUUGUUGACAUUUUGAUUUUACUAUAAACGUGUGAGAUCACAAGUUGCUGUGAUUUUGUCAUUUUUA